CCGUAGGCAAAAUGAAGAAGAGACCGAGACAGCGGAAAAACUGUCGUCACACGUGCGCCCGCGGAAUGAGAUGCGGGCCAAAGGCCAGGGCAGGCGGGGCCACCUUUUCGGAUGUCGAAAAAAGCCCAUCACCCAAGCGGACGAGAAAGAGGGAAGGCGGUCGGAUCUUGGAAAGCCCGACGUGGAGUGAAUGCCAGACGAUUCUGCAGAAUCCGGGAUUACCGCCAUCAGGGAGAGGGGAGGAGCAAAGGAUAGAUGAGGGAGAAACGGCGGACAGGCGGAUAGGGGAGGAAUUACAGUCGACGGAGAAUGGGGAGCCGCGACGAAGGGACGAGAGAGAGGUGGGGGACAGAAGGAGGGGGGAAGAUAGAAGAGGAAUGUGGAGGGGAGACAGUCAAAGGGCCGGGGGGAAUGAAGGAAUGCAAAGGGUUCAGGAGGAGGGAGGACAAACUUCCACACCAAACCAGAUAUGUGAUCUCAACCUUCCCCGGCGACCCCCAAUGGACGACACGAUUACCUCUCAGGGGAGGACCAGACUGGGCUCCCCAGAGCCUCGUCGACGAGCUGUGGACGAAGAUCCGGAUGAACAACCAGCGGAGAGAACAGCGGGGGCUAACCAGGAUCGCAAAGAGGAGACGCGCGUAAAUGCCAGACCAAGGAUGCUGUUGCUUGAUCGGGCGUUCGACGAUCUCCGCAGGGCGGGCCGAUUACGGCUGGUGCCGCUGGCUUUUAGAAACGAUUUGGGUAGCCUUGAUAUCCUCAUUGCGGACCACGAAGCAACUGAAAUGGAGGUCCGUUUUGCGAUGGUGGGAUUCGAGGAUCACCCUUCGCAACAGCGCGCUAUUACAACCGCCAGGGGUUGGGUGGGGAACAACUACGUUAUAACACCCGUCUCUGGAGUUUCGGCGAUACGAUUGUUGGAAAGGGGCGGGGAUGGCCGGGUGAUGGGCCUUAACUGCUUCAUGUUGUAGGCGGCGUUCAAUAUCGAUGCAUGUGUACCAUCGCUGGCCCCGCAAUUCAUGUGGCAGGAUUUUUGACAGACCUUGGACUGCGCAAUGCAGACAAAUGGAUAUGCAACAACGGACACAGUGGCGGUCCAUAUUUUGAGGGGAAUUGAUCAACGACUGCCGGACGAUAAGAAGUUCACACACUAUGAGUUCUGGCUGAGGGGAAUGCAAUGGCCCAUGCUUAGAGACCCGAUGCAACGCGGCCGCCGGCAACCCGCGUCAUCGCCACAAGACAUGUCGUCGGCAGCAGGAAGGGGCCAAGGGGUGUCGGCUCGGCAACAAAGGUACCAGACCAGG
Molecule: messenger RNA, 1304 nt
Organism: Chara braunii
Lineage: Eukaryota; Viridiplantae; Streptophyta; Charophyceae; Charales; Characeae
Source: the annotation of a GenBank genome assembly